Messenger RNA from Echinops telfairi (small Madagascar hedgehog), 6375 nucleotides. It is a transcript of the gene GCC2, whose product is annotated as GRIP and coiled-coil domain containing 2. The record is from RefSeq and is a predicted model, not a curated record. Gene Ontology annotation, cellular component: Golgi apparatus. The transcript has 18 exons. Gene Ontology annotation, biological process: late endosome to Golgi transport. Lineage: Eukaryota; Metazoa; Chordata; Mammalia; Afrosoricida; Tenrecidae. The coding region runs from base 1 to 4758 and encodes 1585 amino acids.
AUGUAUGUAUACUUCUUUUUUAAGGUUUCUGCGACUAAGACGGAAGACCUGCAAAAGGAAUUGGAGCAAUCACGUAUAAACUAUGUGAAAGAAAUUGAACAUUUGAAACUUGAAUUAUCAGCAGUACAUUCCAAACACGGUGAAGAGAAAGACAGUUUGCAAAAGGAAGUAGAAGAAGCAAUGAAAAAACAAUUACUGCUCUCAGAACAACUUAAACUUCAGAAUGACUCUGAAAAGGAUGUUAAAAAACUGCAAGAUGAGAUUCAGGAAAUUAGGUUGGCCUUUGAGGAGCAAAUAUUAUGUCUACAAAAGCAGUUAGAAGAUACCACUAAUGAAAAGAAACAAGAAAUUAGUAAUCUACAAAAAGUCAUUGAAGUUAAUUCUCAUGGUUACCAAAGAGAGAUGAAUAGUUUACAAGGAGACCUCUUACAGUUAAAAGCUAUACACCAAGAAGAAGUUCAAGACUUGUUGGGCCAAAUGGAAGCCUCUGCUAAGGAUCAUGAAGCAGAAGUAAAUAGGUUACAUCAGCUGAAGGAGAACUUGGCAAAAGAAUGUGAGGCAAAUGAGAAGAGCAUCCAGGAGAAGUACCAAUGUGAAUUAGAAAACUUAAGGAAAACCUCAAAUACAAACCAAGAAAAACAGGGGUGUUCUCUGCCCUUAUCGGAAGAAGAAGUGGCGAAUGAGAAGGUCAAACACUUAGAAGAUACCCUAAAAGAACUAGAAUCUCAACAUAGUAUCCUGAAAGAUGAAGUAACUUACAUGAAUAAUCUUAAAUUAAAACUUGAAAUGGACGCCCAGCAUACAAAGGAUGAGUUUUUCCAUGAACGUGAAGACUUAGAAUUUAAAAUUAAUGAACUAUUACUAGCUAGAGAAGAACAGGGCUGGCUAAUUGAAAAAUUAAAAUCUGACCUAGAAGAUUCAAAUAAACAGUUUGAUUGUGUUGCAGAACAACAUAACAAAGAAGUACAACAGCUGAGGGAACAACAUCAACGAGAAAUAACAGAACUGAAUGAGACAUUUUUGUCAGGCUCGGAAAAAGAAAGAUUAGCAUUAAUGUUUGAAAUACAGGGUCUUAAGGACCAAUGUGAAACUCUACAGCAAGAAAAGCAAGAUGCCAUCUUAAAUUAUGAGAGUUUGCGAGAGAUUAUGGAAAUUUUACAAACAGAACUAGGGGAGUCUGCUGGAAAAAUAAGUCAAGAGUUUGAGUCGAUGAAGCAGCAGCAAGCAUCCGAUGUUCACGAGCUGCAGCAGAAGCUUAGAAGUGCUUUCAAUGAAAAAGAUGCUCUUCUUGAAACUGUGAAUUGUCUCCAGGGGGAAAGGGAAAAAUUAUUGUUUCAACAAAAAUUAGUGCCAGAACUUGAAGAAACCAUAAAGAACCUUCAAGAAAAGAAUGAAGAGUAUUUAAGUAGUCUCAAUCAGAGAGACACCAUGCUACAAGAAUUGGAAACAAAAUUAAGUUUUCUGACUGAAGAAAAAGAUGGUUUCAUAAAUAAAAUGAAAAAUUCUCAUGAAGAGAUGGAUAAUCUCUAUAAAGAAUGUAAACAGGAGGAAGGCCUGAUUACAGAACUUAGAGAGAAAUUGGAGCAAACUACCCAGUCCAACACUGAACUAAAACAAAAAGUAAAUGAAUUAACAAAAGACCUAGAAGAGACUUUCAAAGAAAAAUACCGAAAUGACCAAAAACUAGAAGAGCUUACAGUUCAAAUGAAAACUCUCCGUGAAGACCAGGCAACGUUGUCAUCUGAAGUGAGAUCCCUUUAUGAGGAAAAUGAAAGACUGAGUUCAGAAAAGAGCCAGUUGAGUAGCGAUAUGGAAGCUCUUCUGUCACAAAAAGAAUCGGGUGAUAGUCUUAAAGAACAGGCUGCCGACUUGGAAAAUAAAUUUCAGUUAAUAGUUAAAGAGAGAGAUCAUUUAAGUAAACUUUUUGAAAAUGAGCAACUUCAGAAAUUAUCUAUCCAAACUCAGUUAUGUGGUUUUCUUGAACAAAUGGGGUCAAAACGUUCUGAGGAACAUGCAGAGCAAGAUGUUAUGAAUGUCCUACAAGCAAUAGGUACAUCCUUAACAGCAAUGAAUGAGGAAAAACACAACUUAGUUUCUCAGUAUGAUGAAAGGGUGUUAAAAUUGGAAAACGAGAUUAAGUGCACUCGAGCAGAACACGAAGUUCAGUGUGAGGAACUCCGGUCUUUACUACUAGACUAUGACCAAGAGAAAGUACUACUAAAGAAAGAGCUGGGAGAAACCUUGUCAGAAAAAGAGGCCCUGCAGUCGGAUCUUCUCGAAAUGAAGAACGCUAAUGAAAACACAAGACUUGAAAACCAGGAUCUCUUAAAUAAAAUUGAAGAAGCAUCACAGCAGUUGUUAAAUAGGAAAAACGAGAUUUUUGAUGAAAAGGAAAGUUCCUAUAUAAAGGAGCAGGAAAACCUAACGCUGUUGUUAGAACAAAAAGAAUCUGAAUUGCAAGGUCUAAGAUCAGAGUUGGCAUUAUUGAAGGAUUCCUUAGAGAAAUCAUCCUCUGUAAAAAUGGAUCAAACCUCUUCAAUCAAAGAACUAGAAGAAAAAAUAGAAAAUCUAGAGAAAGAAUCCAAAGACAAAGAAGAGAAAAUAAAUAAGAUAAAGCUAGUUGCUGUGAAGGCAAAGAAAGAACUUGAUUCCAGCAGAAAAGAGGCCCAGACGCUAAGGGAAGAGCUUGACUCGGUGCGAUCAGAAAAGGAUCAGUUGUCCACUUCCAUGAAAGAUCUCAUUCAAGGUGCAGAAAGCUAUAAGAAUCUUUUAUUAGAAUAUGACAAGCAAGCAGAGCUAUUGGAUGUUGAAAAAGAACGUGCUAAUAAUUUUGAGCAUCAUAUAGAAGACCUUACAAAACAAUUAAAGAAUUCAACUGUUCAGUGUGAAAAAUUAAAUUCUGAUAAUGAAGAUCUCCUGGCUCGUAUUGAGACACUGCAGAAUAAUGCCAAGUUGCUAGAAGUACAAAUUUUAGAAGUCCAAAGAGCCAAAGCACUGAUGGAAAAAGAGCUAGAGGCUGAGAAACUUCAGAGAGAACAGAAGAUGAAGGAACAUGCCAGUACUCUAAGUGAACUUGAAGAACUUCAGCUGCACCUUCAAAAGGAAAAGAAACAGCUUCAGAAAACCAUGCAAGAAUUAGAGCUUGUUAGAAAGGAUGCUCAACAAACCACAUUGAUGAAUAUGGAAAUAGCUGAUUAUGAACGUUUGAUGAAAGAACUAAAUCAAAAGUUAACUAAUAAAAACAGCAAGAUUGAAGAUUUAGAGCAAGAAAUAAAAAUUCAGAAGCAGAAACAAGAAACCCUACAAGAAGAAAUGACUUCACUGCAGUCGUCAGUACAACAAUAUGAAGAAAAAAACACCAAAAUCAAGCAAGUGCUGGUGAAAACCAAAAAAGAAUUGGCAGAUUCAAAACAAGCAGAAACUGAUCACUUAAUGCUUCAACAGACUUUGAAGAGUGAGUUGGAGGCAAGCCAGCAGCAAGUUGAAGUGUAUAAAAUUCAGUUGGCAGAAGUGACAUCUGAGAAACACAAACUUCACGAGCACCUGAAGACCUCUGCAGAGCAGCACCAGCGCACCCUGGGUGCGUACCAACAGAAGGUCACGGCUUUGCGAGAAGAGUGUCACACCGCCAAGGCAGAACAAGCAGCUAUAACGUCCGAUUUUGAAAACUACAAAGUCAGAGUUCAUAACGUGCUAAAGCAACAGAAAAACAAAUCGGUGUCUCAGGCUGAAUCUGAGGGAGCUAAACAAGAAAGGGAGCACCUGGAAAUGCUGAUUGACCAACUAAAAAUCAAAUUGCAAGAUACUCAGAGUAAUUUACAGAUGAAUGUGUCUGAACUUCAAGCAUUGCAGUCUGAACACGAUACCCUGCUGGAAAGGCACAACAAGAUGCUGCAGGAAACCGUUUCCAAAGAGGCAGAGCUCCGGGAAAAGUUGUGUUCAGAACAAUCAGAGAACAUGACAUUGAAGUCUGAACAUGUACACACUGUGAAUCAGCUCACGUCCCAGAACGAGGUCCUUCGCAGCAGUUGGCGGGACCAGGUGCGACAUUUGCAGGAGGAGCACAGAAAGACCACAGAGACUCUGCAGCAGCAGCUCUCCAAGGUGGAAGCACAGCUUUUCCAGCUCAAGAGUGAGCCUACCACAAGAAGCCCAGCCUCUUCACACCAACCUUUGAAGAACCUUCGAGAAAGGAGAAACACAGACCUUCCCCUUCUGGACAUGAAUGCUGUAACCAGGGAGGAAGGAGAAGGAAUGGAGACAACUGACAUUGAGUCUCUAUCUUCCAGCAGCACUUACACACAAUCUUUAGAGCAGCUACUUAAUUCUCCUGAAACGAAACUUGAGCCUCCUCUGUGGCAUGCUGAAUUUACCAAAGAAGAGUUGGUUCAGAAACUCGCCUCUACCACCAAAAGUACUGAUCAUCUAAACGGGCUGCUUCGAGAGACAGAAGCUACCAAUGCAAUUCUCAUGGAGCAAAUUAAGCUUCUCAAAAGUGAAAUAAGAAGAUUGGAAAGAAAUCAAGAACGAGAAAAGUCUGUCGCUAACCUGGAAUACUUGAAGAAUGUCUUGCUGCAGUUCAUCUUUCUAAAACCAGGUAGUGAGAGAGAACGGCUUCUUCCUGUUAUUGAUACAAUGUUGCAGCUCAGUCCGGAAGAAAAAGGGAAACUGGUUGUAAUUGCUCAAGGCGAGGAAGAAAAUGCUUCCCGUUCCUCAGGAUGGGCAUCUUAUCUGCAUAGUUGGUCUGGACUUCGAUAGAGUGGUGGAAAGAAAAUGUUUCAGUUGUUAACCAAAUAGAGUCCAUUUGGCAAAAAGUGAUUCAAGUAUAUUGCUGUCAUCCUUUUGUCAAAGAGUGUGUGUAUAUAUUUACAUCUACGUAUAUUUGUGUGUACAUAUGACAGAUGUAUUAAAAGGUCUCGGCGUGCAGAACAGUUGGGAAUGUUGAUACCAGUCCACUGUCCUUUGGUUCAGUGGCACAGAGACCAGCAUUUCUGUCAUCUUCCCUGCUCCUUGCCAGAAUUAAAACAUGAAGAAUGAAUUCACUCCCCUUUCCUCUCUGAAACCUCAGGACCCGCCUCUUUCUUGGCAGUACUGUGAAUUUUAAAGUUGAACUAAAUUUCAAUAAUGUAACUGGAACUUAGUCAAAUAACAUGACAACUUUUUAUUACACAAUCAGAUUGCUAUCAGUUAUAAAUUGCUAGAUGAGAUUUGAUGUUGGGAUAUGAAGGAGAAUGCUUUAUUGAUAAGUUGAUCAUUCUGAGUAUUAAGGGACUAUAAAUACACUGCAGUUGAUAAUGGGCUAAAUUAAAAUAAAAUUUUAGUUGUUGCUUUACAAUGACGUUUAAAAAAAAUACAAACUGUUCUUUUUUUCUUCCAAAAUCAAAACUGAUUUUCAGAAGCCCUUGUAUUUGGCUGGUAUAACAGCUGGAGAGGCGAGGCCAUUGGGUUGUCUCGGGGGUAGUUUCUUGGGGUCUUUCCCAACUCUUGGGAUAAUGUACUACUUGAGUACCAGAAAUGUGUGGGGAAUUUCAUCCCCUAAAUGAAAGCCUAUCAAAACAGUGACUGCUAUUCUGAGCUUGGUACCUAAGAGUGAAAGUAGCUCUCCCUGUGCUUAGAACAUGUUGUUCCACAAGCUUUCCAUCAGUGGAUCUCAAAAAGAGAUUUAUGGGUAAACCAGUGCUCCACCUUCACAGUUCUCAUCAACAACCAUAAAUGCUGGUACUGCUGCUCUGUGACGCCUCUGAAUAUAUCUUAUUGACAAGAUCAAAAUUGUGUCUUAACUCGUAAAUUAGAGCAUUCUAUUUUAAUAUUGAUUUCACACGAAAGCACCAUGCAGUAUGCGCUGUGAGGUUCUCCAAAGCCUUCCAGUUUAUGCUCUGAUUUGUCAUUCUCAGAGAACUAACUUUGCACUUCGGUUACUCCGAACGUUGACUUCCAGUUUAACAAAACCUUGCUGCUGACAUGUUGAGUUUGUUCUUUAAAAAAAUAUGUUCCACUAAAUGUCGUUUCCUCCCAUUUUAGAAGAACAAACCUAACUAGUGAAUGUCAUACUGAAAAUGUAUCGAUUUUCAAAGCUGACAUUUAAACUGUUUAGUUUUUCUUACUUUAUAAACUGUGAAUAUGAGUAUGCCCGCAGCAUACACUGUAACUUUAAUAGUAUUUAAAUAAACUUCACUUUCUCUGAGUCUGGGCUUUUUGAAGUCUAUAGAAACUUGUUUUGAAAUAUAGUCUUUGCCAAUGAAUGUAAUCAUAAAAAUACCUUUUGCAUGAUGUAAACUUACUUUAAUUACAUAAAAACAUAUUCUUCCAUGGUUUCUGCAAUGAGAGGAAAUGUCAUGAUUAUUUUAAUAUUACUAUUAAAUAUGUUUCACCGUA